AUGACGAAACGGGAUAAGAGCACAGGAUUCCUGUGUAAGAAGUUACCGAGCAUUGAAGGACUCCAUGCGGUUGUGUCAGAUGAAGAUGGAGUUACCUGUCAUUACGUGGCCGAUGAUAAUGCUCCUGAACAUGCUUUGAGACCUGGUUUCUUAUCUACUUUUACCCUUGCUACUGACCAAGGGAGCAAACUUGGACUUUCAAAAAAUAAAACCAUUAUAUAUUACUAUAACACGCCGUACCAGGUGGGUCCGUUUAAUCCUUUACCUUUGGUGGUGAGUUUCAUAGCCAGCAGCAAUGCCAGUACAGAACUAAUGGUCAGCCUAGAAAAGGAACUUGCUCCAUUAUUUGAAGAAUCGAUUAAAGUUGUGGAAGUUUCUUAA
This is a messenger RNA of Sciurus carolinensis (gray squirrel), 381 nucleotides long. Its product is annotated as ragulator complex protein LAMTOR3-like. The transcript is spliced from 2 exons. The record is from RefSeq and is a predicted model, not a curated record. Gene Ontology annotation, cellular component: Ragulator complex. Bases 1 to 381 code for a protein of 126 amino acids. Gene Ontology annotation, biological process: cellular response to amino acid stimulus; positive regulation of TOR signaling. NCBI's taxonomy places the organism in Eukaryota, Metazoa, Chordata, Mammalia, Rodentia, Sciuridae.